AUGGCUAGCGACGAUGAGUACGAAAUCGAGGGCCCUGAACUCGCUGAAGAUGAUCCCAUGAGAGCGUUUCUCCCUGCCUCCUUCGGAAAGAAGUCGAAGGAGGCUGAUAUUGCAGCCCAAAUCGACCGCAGCCGGAGAAUAGUGGAUAAGCCACCAGCGACUGGCAGCAAGGAUGGCGAUAGGACACAAGCACAGGAGUCAAAAGGGAAGGGCGACUCGAGCGACGACGACGACGAUAGCGACGACUCAGAUGAGUCCGACGACGAAGACGAAUUCCCAGUAUCGCACGAACUUGUUUUGAAGACGCACGAGCGCGCUGUCACCACAGUCUCUCUAGACCCUGCUGGUGGCCGAUUGGCGUCUGCCUCCCUAGACUGUACUGUCAAGCUCCACGACUUCGCCUCGAUGACGCCGACGACGCUCCGCGCAUUUCGCAGCGUUGACCCUUUUGUGUCCAAGAGAACUGCUGCUAGCGCAGAAGCCCACCCCAUCCACCUGGUUGAGUUCAACCCGCUGUCGGGCGGAGCAUUUCUAUGCGUGUGCGCCCACCCUCAGGCAAGGAUCAUGUCGCGAGAUGGAGAUAUCUUGACCGAGUUUGUGAAGGGAGACAUGUACCUUCGUGAUAUGCACAACACGAAGGGACACAUCUCCGAGAUUACAACUGGCACUUGGCAUCCCACGGAUAAAAACCUCUGUGUCACGGCAGGAACUGACAGCACGCUGCGAAUCUGGGACAUUAACAAUAAACGUUCCCAGAAGGAAGUCAUUGUCUUCAAGUCAAAGGCCGCCGGCUCUGCUGGGCGUACCAAAAUGACCGCUGUCGCAUGGAAAUUGUCUGCGCAAGGAAGCAAUGUGCUGGUCGGCGCUGCCCUCGACGGCUCGCUGGUAAUGUAUGGCGGUAACGGGCCAUUUACGAGACCGGCGGGUGAGAUCAAGGAGGCGCACAAGCCCCAGACCUGGACAAGCGGCAUCGACAUUUCUUCCGAUGGCCGUAUGGUAGUUACGAGGGGCGGCGAUGAUUUGAUCAAACUAUGGGAUACCCGAAAAUUCAACAAACCACUCGUCACAGUAUCGCACACAUCAACUUCGGAUAGCUAUCCAACUAGCAACAUUCGAUACGCACCCAACUCGACCAGCAUCAUCACUGGCUCAGCCACGGGCCAUCUCCACAUCCUGAACCCGGGCAAUCUUCAGCCAGAACACGUCACUCCGAUCACGCCGGGUUCAGCUUUGAUUGCUGUGGACUGGCAUCCUAAGAUUAACCAGAUUGUUACAGGCUCAGCAAACGCCGAGACGCACGUCUUGUACAACCCGACCAUGUCUUCCCGCGGUGCUGUAGAGGUCAUGUCGCGAGCGCCGAAGAAACGCCAUAUUGACGAUAGCCCUGAGUUUACAAUGGACCAAAACGUUGGCAUAUCAGGCGACUCCAUCGUUGUCCCCGGCGCGAUGGGCGGCGGGCGCAAAGCCGGAGUCACGGGUACAGGCAAAUCGAAAGACCCUCGACGACCCGAAGUCCCGCUACAGACGCCCUUUCAGAAAAGCCAGCCAGACGAGAAGCACAUUGCGCAGAACAUUCCUCUGGCUAAGAUGCUGCACGAGGAUCCGCGUGAAGCAUUGUUGAAGUAUGCUGACAAGGCCCAGAGCGACCCCAUGUUCACGAAGGCCUGGAGUAAGACACAGCCGCAGACGCAGUACGCCGAGCUCAGCGACGACGAAGAGGAAGGCCCAGACAAGAAGCGUGCAAAGCGAUGA
Messenger RNA from Trichoderma asperellum CBS 433.97, 1752 nucleotides. RefSeq lists its product as uncharacterized. Gene Ontology annotation, molecular function: protein binding. The record is from RefSeq and is a predicted model, not a curated record. Gene Ontology annotation, cellular component: site of double-strand break; nucleus. NCBI's taxonomy places the organism in Eukaryota, Fungi, Ascomycota, Sordariomycetes, Hypocreales, Hypocreaceae.